Polistes canadensis is the source of this 4028-nucleotide messenger RNA. RefSeq names its product protein BTG1. The transcript has a single exon. The record is from RefSeq and is a predicted model, not a curated record. Gene Ontology annotation, cellular component: cytoplasm; nucleus. The coding region runs from base 1321 to 2067 and encodes 248 amino acids. Lineage: Eukaryota; Metazoa; Arthropoda; Insecta; Hymenoptera; Vespidae. Gene Ontology annotation, biological process: negative regulation of cell population proliferation; negative regulation of mitotic cell cycle.
UCCCCCACCAUUGGGACGCCCGAACAAAGGGACGAGGCUACGUCGGCGGAGUUACUAAGAUCGGUACCAUUAGAAAGUCGUUGAUGGUUGUUGGGUGCGGUUUGUUCCGUGCGUGUCGGGUAAGAACGUGUCGGUCGGUCGGUCGGUUGGUUGGUCGUUCGUUCGUUCGUUCGGUCGAUCGGUCGGUUUGUUGAUUGAAUUGAUUUUGAUUGGUUGAUUCAAUCUCCUAGUUACUUUUUCUUUCCGUUCGUAAUUAACGCGCGCAUGAAUUUUGCGAAAAAACUUCACGAAGAAAACUACCACCCGAUUCAGUUUUGUUUUUUUUUUUGUUUCGUUCGGGGGAGAAUAAGUUGUGCUGCUAUCAACGAUAAUAAUUAUUAACAAUAAGAGAGAGAACGAGAAAUAUAUAUCGAUAUAUAUAUUAUUAUUAUUUCUAAUCCAAUAUUAUUUCGUGGAAAUAAUAAAGUGGGAUUGAAUAUAAUUUGAGAUUAUAAAUAAAUCACGGUUUUUAUAUAUAAUCAGUAAGAUUUCUUUCGAAACCGAUUUUGAAACGGUGAAAGAAAGGGAAAAACGACGUGAAUAAGAAUUAUAUUAUCGAAAGGAUAUUUCGUGUAUUGUGAUUGGAGAAAUAGAGAGAGAAAAAGAGAAAGAAGUAAAAAGGAAAAUUCGUGGAAAGCGUCCUGAAAUUUUCUCUUCUAUUUGAGAGAGGCAACGUUUUUCGAUUGGUUGUCAUCGUCCGUUGUGUCUGAAAAGGACGACGAGAUAUACCAGGAAGAGGGAAAAAGGGAGAGGGAGAGAAUAUACAGAGAGAACUAACUUGGUGGUGUGGCGUCGCGAGAGGUAGAAUCGACGUGGCUGUGGCGGCGACGGCGCCAUUUUGUAGAAUAUUUUCGCGUGCAACAGCAGCAGCAGCAGUAACGGCUUUUUUCCGUUAAAAUUUUAAUCGAAGAGAUAAUAGAUAUCUUAAGUUCGGCAAAAUUGAUCGAUUAUCAAUAUCGCCGAAGGAAAGUUGGUUAGCGACGGAAAAAUUGGUGAAAGGAUUAUUGAAUGGGAAGAAGGAGAGCGUUCGAAGAAGAAAAGGAAAAGGAAAGGAAAAGAAAAGAGAAGAGAAGAUAAGAGAAAAGACGACAACAAUAAAAGGACAUCAUCGUCGUUCUUGCGGUGGAAUCGUAAAAGAUUCGACUGCGAAGAAUAAUAGUAUAUUACAUUUGUGAGAAAAUACUAAAGGGUGAAAGAGAAAAAAAGAGAAAGAGAGAGAGAGAGGGUGUGAUUGUGGGGGAAAGUAUUUGUAAUAAAAAGAAUUCAUAAUAGAUAUCAAAGAUGAGAUUGGAAAUAGUCUCGGCGGCGGAUUUUUUGGUCCACUUGCUGCGCCUGCAGGCUGGACAACUUUCUGAGCGACAGCUCGAAAUGUUCAAGUCAUCAUUGACGGAGGUGUUGCGGCAUCGUUAUAGGGAUCAUUGGUUUCCGGAUCGUCCGAAUCGUGGCUCGGGUUAUCGUUGCAUACGGAUUAAUGGGAAAAUGGAUCCCGUUAUAGCACAGGCUGGUGCUAACGUUGGAUUAUUACCGGCUGUAUUGCACAGCUUAUUCCCGAGCGAAUUGACGAUGUGGAUUGAUCCGUCGGAGGUCUCUUAUAGGAUCGGAGAAAACGGUUCCAUCUGUGUAUUAUAUGAACGUACCGAGCCAGAUCCCGAGGAAACAACAUCUUCCCACCAACAUCAUCAGCAACACCACCACCAACAUCAUCAACAACACCACCAGCAUCAGCAGCAUCAUCAACAGCAACACCAACACCAUCAGCAUCAGCAUUCUCGUUCUUCUCAUCACCACCACCACAAUCACCAUCAUCACCAACACCACCAGCAUCAGCAGCAUCAUCAACAGCAACACCAACACCAUCAGCAUCAGCAUUCUCGUUCUUCUCAUCACCACCACCACAAUCACCAUCAUCACCAACACCACCAGCAUCAGCAGCAACAACAGCAACAACAAUUUGAAAGCUGCAAAGACUCCCUUUUGCUCGAGCACACGCAAUUCAGCGAGCAAAUAGCGGCGUUCGUUUCAAGUUGAAGAAUUUAAUAUUAUUAUGAAAGAAAAGAUAAAUACAAUAUAAACCUAAUAAUUAAAAUAAUGAUGAUGAUACAAACAAAAGUAAGAUAUACAUAUAUAUAUAUAUAGAAAGGGAAGGAUAUAUAAAACGCAAAUGUAACGAGUGUUGUGGUUAUUAAUUCGACUCUCGCUCGUUAUAGUUUUUAUGUCUCUCGUCACCUCUCCACUGUCGUCUAAGUCGUCUAAAUCGUCGUCAUCGUCGUCGUCGUCCUAGUAGUUUACUCGUUGUCUCAUCGUUUUUUCGUCUUAAGUCGUUCUCAUCAAAUUUUAUCCUCUCGUAUCGGACCAGACAGAGAGAGGCCCACCACCAAUGUGUGUGUGUCUUUCUUUUUCUGCCUUUUUAUCUUUUUCGUUAGUUCGUUUCCUUCCCCUUCUUCCACCCCACCCCCUCAAACACCUUUCCUCUGAAUUUUCCGUUUAUUUUACUAUCACCAAGAAGAAACUGUAUUUUCGUUGAUUUUUUUCUCUUUUCUUUAUUUCUUUCUUUCGUGUCGACGGAAGAAGACAACACCGCAAUCAAUGCUCCAUAUUAUUAUUAUUAUUAUUUCUAAACCAACGAAGAAAUUUCACCUUUAUCUCUACUACUAAACACGGUUCCCAAACAACGAUCUAACGAAAGUUUCACCUUUAACAAUUAAAAUCUAUCUCUCUCUCUCAAUCCAAUUGUUUUUGCCAACAAUUUGUGAACACAACGGAUAUGAUGAAGUAUAUAAAGAAAGAGAAGCAACAAAAUAUAUGUGAAACUGGAUCGAAAAUGAUUAUUUUAUAUAAUGGAGGCUAAGAAAAAUAUACUCAAUUUAAUAAUAAAAAAAACAACAACAAAUAUCAUACAAACAAACAAAACACAUCUAGUCGAAACAGCCUUUCAUCAUCCAACAAAUGAAAAGAAGCAACAACAGAAAAAGAAAACAAAAUAAAAAAGAAAAAGAAAAAUUCAAAUUUUUCCUGAAGAAGUACAUAGAAAAAGGAAUAGAAUAAUAUAUAUUAUUUCUCUUCUUAUAAUUUUCACUAACUGUGUUACGAAGGAGGAGAUCUCUUGAUGUUGAAGCAGAAGAAGAAGAAGAAGAAACUGGAAAGAGAAGAAUGAAAGUAAAUGGGGAGAGGGAUAAAGAAGAAGAAGAAGAAGAAUAAAAAAGGAUAUAUUAUAUCGAGUUUCUUGCAAGCAAGCAAGCAAGCAAAGCUGCAUCAUCGUAGGUCAUCAUAAUCGUUGUCUGCCCUCCCCUAUCUUUUCCUUUCUUUAUUUCUUUCUUUCUUGCUUUGUUGAAUCUUUCAAACCGGACGAAUUGAUCUCAGCCUCUCCUCGUCUCGGUUUACAGAGGAAUUUCAAACGAAGAAGGAACAACGAAUCCUUCAACCACCAUCACCACCAUCACUACCAACCUCCUUCGUGUUAUAUAUUAAAACUCAACUAUUAUUUUUCUUUUUCCUCUCACGACGAAGAAGCAGCAUACAAACAUUACCAACCUAACUAAAACCCCUACUGUGUGGUGAUCUCUUAGAAAAAGAAGAAGAAGAAGAUGAUAAAAAGAGCAAGCUAGUUAGCAAGCAAACAAACAAAAAAGAAAAGAAAGAGAAGAGAGAAGAAGAAUAUAGAGAGGGUUCAAUACUUCUUUCUCGUUUACCUCUUUUACUCUCGUACUCUUUCUUUAUCUUUCUCUCUCUUGAUACAUUUAUUAUCUACGCAACAACAUUCGAUCAUCGUUAUAUUCAAAAUCCACUACCACCAACCCUUUUUGGUCUCUUCUGACUAAACUUUCAUGAAGGGUUAAAAAAAACAACGGUUUCUCCUUAUACUGGGCUAUAUGUAUAUGUAUAUAUAUAUAUAUAUAUAUGUUGCUCCUGUUGCUUAAUAUUAUAUUCUCUAUCCACUAUUUUUGCAACGAUAAUAAUCUAACGUUAAUUCAUCGUCAUCGUCAAGAAAA